AAAGAUGUAUGUAUAGAAGUCAAUAUGUUACUUAACGGGCUCUAAAAAGUUUACGGGCCAAAGGUCCCCCAAAAAAAGAAAUGAGAUCCAUUAUUGCGGUGAUGAGACAAGGAGCAUAUUUCGUUCAGGCAAUACGUCGAACACCUUGCGUGACAUCUUCGCCUGCGCUGGAUCAUCCCAAUUUCCAAGCUUCGAGCUUUCUCACGACAUUAAUAUCGUCUCCGAAAUCUCCUGAAGAGAGAUGUAUCGGGUCGGACGGAGAAGAAGAGCGCGACAAGUGUUUGUCUCUGAGAAUCGAGAAGCUCCCGAAGGGAGUUACUGUUGGGUCUGCGUUACAGAGCUGGAUGGGAGAUGGGUUUCCAGUUCAUGGUGGAGAUGUUUAUCACGCAAUUAACCGAUUGAGGAAACUCGGACGAAACAAACGUGCCCUUGAGUUGAUGGAGUGGGUGAUCAGGGAACGACCUUACCGUCCUGGUGAGCUAGAAUACUCCUACUUGCUGGAAUUCACAGUCAAACUUCAUGGCGUCUCGCAAGGGGAAAAGCUUUUCAUCCGUGUCCCUCAAGAGUUUCAGAACGAGCUUCUUUACAACAACCUUGUGAUUGCUUGUUUAGACCAAGGUGUCAUAAGGCUUGCACUAGGUUAUAUGAAGAAGAUGAGAGAACUCGGUCAUCGUACAUCCCAUUUGGUCUACAACCGUCUUAUCAUUCGCAACUCAGCUCCCGGACGAAGAAAGCUUAUCGCGAAAGACCUUGCGCUCAUGAAAGCUGACAAGGCGAUUCCUCAUGUCUCAACAUAUCAUAUCUUGAUGAAGCUGGAGGCUAAUGAACAUAACAUUGACGGGGUGCUAAAGGCUUUUGAUGGUAUGAAGAAAGCUGGAGUUGAGCCGAACGAGGUUUCUUAUUGUAUAUUGGCUAUGGCACAUGCUGUUGCGAGAUUGUAUACAGUUGCUGAAGCCUAUACUGAGGAAAUAGAAAAAUCUGUCACAGGGGAUAACUGGUCGACCUUGGAUAUAUUGAUGAUUCUCUAUGGGCGUUUAGGGAAAGAAAAAGAGCUGGCGAGAACGUGGAAUGUCAUCAGAGGAUUUCAUCAUGUUAGAUCCAAGAGUUACUUGCUGGCAACCGAAGCGUUUGCGCGAGUAGGGAACCUUGACAGAGCUGAAGAGCUCUGGUUAGAGAUGAAGGACGUAAGAGGACUUAAAGAAACUGGGCAAUUCAACUCUAUGCUCUCUGUAUACUGCAAGGACGGUUUGAUAGAGAAGGCAAUCAGUGUGUUCCGAGAGAUGGUGGGAGACGGGGUUAAGCCUAAUUCCAUAACUUAUAGACAUCUUGCUCUAGGAUGUGCUAAAGCCAAACUGAUGAAGGAAGCUCUCAAAAACAUUGAAAUGGGUUCGACUCUAAAGACAAGCAAAAGCGUAAGAAGCUCAACACCAUGGCUGGAGACGACUCUAUCAAUCAUCGAAUGUUUUGCAGAGAAAGGUGAUGUAGAGAACACAGAGAAACUGUUUGAAGAGGUGAAGAAUGCAAAGUAUAAUAGGCAUGCGUUUGUGUACAAUGCUCUGUUCAAAGCUUAUGUUAAGGCCAAGGUGUAUGACCCUAAUCUGUUCAAGAGGAUGGUUCUUGGUGGAGCUAGGCCUGAUGCUGAGUCAUACAGUUUGUUGAAACUAGUUGAACAGUAUAAACCCUGACUGAAAUCAGACCUUCUCUUGUCAAUGUUAUCUACACCAAUGUUGACAUGCUUCGUACCCUAACCCCAAGUACACUAGACUAUUUGUAUUGUCGAACCUGAAACGCGAGAGAAGUAAAGGUUACUAGUGGAACAA
Messenger RNA from Capsella rubella, 1820 nucleotides. RefSeq names its product pentatricopeptide repeat-containing protein At1g07590, mitochondrial. Gene Ontology annotation, cellular component: mitochondrion. The transcript has 2 exons. NCBI's taxonomy places the organism in Eukaryota, Viridiplantae, Streptophyta, Magnoliopsida, Brassicales, Brassicaceae. The record is from RefSeq and is a predicted model, not a curated record. Gene Ontology annotation, molecular function: protein binding. The coding region runs from base 81 to 1685 and encodes 534 amino acids.